UGUUAGGGUUGCCUUGGUACUGUGACCGAUUUUGCCUUGUCUAGACAGGAACAGCUGUUGGCAAACUGCUUACAAUGGGUGGUGUAGGAAUUUGGUGGAUUGUAGACAUUGUUCUUUUAAUCACAGGUUCUUUAACCCCUGAAGAUGGCAGUAACUGGAAUCCUUAUGUGUGAUGUAAAACAUUGAUGAAGUGUAAAUUAUUCUAGAGAACCCUCUACAGAAUGGCUGCAGUCACAAACAACAAUGCAAGGAAAUAUCGAUACUUAGGGUUGGAGGAUGAAGAAAGAUUGCAACAAAAUAAAAUUGUAACUUUAAGGGACAAAAUUUUAAAACAGUUUCUUCAAAGACAGCUUGAGAUACCUAGAUCACUUAAAGAUCAGAUUAAUAAAAAAGCAUUUGUAAAAGCUGCUAUAGAAGAAUCUCUUACAACCUGCACUAGUGGAUUAUUAUCCUACAGUGAAUUUCAAAGCCUUGAGACAAAAUUGAGUAUCACUGAAACUUUGAGUGCAAGUGGACUAUCUAAAUCAGAAAUAAAAAUACUUCUGGAUGAAGAAAACGGACAUUCCUCUCUUGAAGCACCACAUGUAAAAGAGCUCAGACUUCGUGAAAUAGCUAGUAAAUUAUACAAAAGGCAAGAGUUACUUGAAAAUUGUGGGAAUAAACCAGAACAGUUUAAUGGAGCUUUUCCAUUAAAUAAACAUGACUUUGAAGUGGAAUGUAGUAAUCUCCCCAUUACAGAUGGAGCUGACAAACUAACAUCUUGUCUGGUACGUCUUCAGCCUCAUCAUGAUGAGACUGUCCCAGCAGAGCAUCCCAUAAACCAUAUCAAAGAAUUAGCACAGGAGCUAUUCCCUAAUAAUAUUACAAAUGAACGCAAAAUUAAAAAUAGUCAAAGGAAAGCAAAGGCUUCAGAAGAUAUAUCGGGUUUAUCAGUGAAAAGGACAAAGACUGAGGAAUUGAAGUUCAAGUAUAUUCAGGAAAAGCCAAAGUCAUUUUGGGACAUGCAAGAAUUACCAAGAAUUGUCAGAGGUAAAGAAGGCCAGAAUGUUAUCAGGUCUGCAAUAGACAGAGGUAGUAGCAAUAAACAAAUACAGGACAUCAGUGAGAAAAAGUGUUUAGUGAACAAAACUAAACCUUUUGUACUGUCACUGGAUCCUUCUGAUCUUUUGCCUUUACAGGUAAUUAAUUCAAGCAGAAUGACUCUCGAGGAAAUAAAAAACAUUGAAAAAUUCAAAACUUAUGAUGAAGGAAACCCAUCUCAGAUUUUAUACUUAAAAAACUUGCCCCAUAAAAUGAGUCAAAGAGAACUUGCCUCUAUUUUUGGUCACUUUGAAUCUGUUCAGGGUCAUAAAAUUGUAUACAGAAUUUUAGAUGGUCGUAUGAGGGGGCAAGCAUUUGUUACAUUCCAAGAUGUGGCUACAGCUACAAAAGCACUAAAAACAUGUAAUGGUUAUAUUAUACAUGGUAAACCAAUGGUGAUAGCCUAUGGUAAGAAGCAAAAUUCUCCGGAUAUAUAAAUUUAUUACCAAGGGAGUAUGAACUUUUGACUUUGACUGAAUGUGUUUUUACCUAUGUAUAUACUUCCAUAAGUAUCUUUAUAAUAUGCUACAUCAUCUGAAACAAUGGAUAAUGGUAUUUAGCAUGUAUGGUAUGAGAUGGUAACAAACUGUCAAAGAAAUCCACAUAAUAAAGAUACUUUUUGGUACUAAUGUACAUAUACAGCUGGAAGUUACAUUUCAUAAUUAUUUAAGUGCUGAUAAAUUUUGUGUUUUUAGUCAUUCUUAUCUUGAAAUUUAAAAUGUAAUACUAUAAUAUAGAUAAUGCCUGAUUCUUCAUCUUCUUCUUCUUCUUCAUCUUCUUUUUUUUUGAGUGCCAGUAAACAUUUAAGGAAAUUAACAUUGUUAAAGCUUAGUCAUAUAGGUUAUUGUAAAAGAAUGAACUUUUUUCACUUAGUAAAUUAGUAAAUUUUGUGUCCUAUUUGUUCAGAGUUGGGUUUUGUAGCCUCACAUUAUAUUUAAGUGUGAAGAAUAUUCUCAUUCUACACAACUUAACACAAAUGAAAUAAAACAAAAAUUGAAUUGAA
This is a messenger RNA of Penaeus vannamei (Pacific white shrimp), 2083 nucleotides long. RefSeq names its product RNA-binding protein 41. Gene Ontology annotation, cellular component: U12-type spliceosomal complex. Gene Ontology annotation, biological process: mRNA splicing, via spliceosome. The record is from RefSeq and is a predicted model, not a curated record. Gene Ontology annotation, molecular function: U12 snRNA binding; pre-mRNA intronic binding. NCBI's taxonomy places the organism in Eukaryota, Metazoa, Arthropoda, Malacostraca, Decapoda, Penaeidae.